GGCUGCGCACACGUGGCCCCUCCCCCCUCGGGCUGCGGGCGCUGCGGGUGCGCGAGCGGCACCGGCACCGGCAUGGGCGUGCAUGUGGAGACCAUCGCCCCCGGCGACGGGCGGACGUUCCCCAAGCGCGGCCAGACCUGCGUGGUUCACUACACGGGGAUGCUGGAGGAUGGGAAGAAGUUUGACUCCUCCCGGGACAGGAACAAGCCCUUCAAGUUCGUGAUGGGCAAGCAGGAGGUGAUCCGAGGCUGGGAGGAAGGAGUCGCCCAGAUGAGCGUUGGCCAGCGGGCGAAGAUGACCAUCUCCCCAGACUACGCCUACGGCUCCACCGGGCACCCUGGCAUCAUCCCCCCCAAUGCCACCCUCAUCUUUGAUGUGGAGCUCAUGAAAUUGGAGUGACCACCCCCAGCACCCUCUCCUCGGGUUUGGCACAGGGAGGGCC
Dryobates pubescens (Downy woodpecker) is the source of this 442-nucleotide messenger RNA. RefSeq names its product FKBP prolyl isomerase 1A (gene FKBP1A). The transcript has 5 exons. The coding region runs from base 73 to 399 and encodes 108 amino acids. NCBI's taxonomy places the organism in Eukaryota, Metazoa, Chordata, Aves, Piciformes, Picidae. Gene Ontology annotation, molecular function: peptidyl-prolyl cis-trans isomerase activity. The record is from RefSeq and is a predicted model, not a curated record.